AUGAUGCUCAUGGAACCUCUUAUGUUCAGCUUCAACCAGCCCAACGGUGAACCUCAAACCCCCACGAGGACUCCUACUGCCUUGGGCGAUUCGUUUCAUACCCCGAAGCUCGAGUCCAGUUUCUUUGACCCCCGGGUCAACUGGGAUACCGCCGAUCCAUAUGCUUCGAGCCCCGAGUUCCUUCGCACUCCCAACAAGUUCGGCCUCGGCAACUCAAAUUCGUUGAGAGCAGAGACAACUCUAGAUCAACAUGCGGACACAGCAAAUAUCAAGGAUAGGUGGUUAUCGGAGCAGGCAGAUUCCGCCAGACGCAUUCGCUCCGUGAAGCCCCUCCCCAGCGUGAGCGAGGAUGGCCCCCGGACGGUGGACUCGGCCAAAUCAGCCGCCUCCAUGCAGACACCACCGCCGACCAGUGCUUCCAGACGGAAGGCUUCCGAGUUUGAUCAGAUUGAUGGGAUGGUUGGCAAAGGAACCACGCCCCGCCCAGGAGCUCAUCUAGAAACACCGAGUCGUUUGCUCGGGGCGUCUCCUCGAAUGUUUGGCAACCUGCAGUCUUCACCCGACCUGUUCCAGCUGGCUUCUUUGGACCCGGCGGGCUCGCCCUUCUUUCCCCAACAGCGAUUGUUUUGGGAUCACGAUUCAGAGCCCACAAAUGAUGGCCCCUUGCCCAGCAAUACUGGGAAUGGCUUUGGGGCAGAGAACUCGUCCGCUUCUUCCAAUCCCCAGAUACCCCAAUUGCCGACGAUCGAUGGCCCAAUUGAUUUACCCGAGUUCAACAGCCACGCUUUCGGUAUCUCCUCUGCUCCCCCUACCGAUGCUGCUCUAUUUCCUGCCCCAUUUUCCACCUCCCCACGGGUUCCCGUUACCAAGGCAGAGGACCCGGCCAUGUUUCUGAGUUCCCCAGCUAGGCGAUUCGGCGGCACUCAACUCACGCCGGACAACAGGCGUUUCCCUCGUGGAAUUCGACAACCGUAUCACCACCAAACGGAGGAAUUCAAACGGGAGGAGCUCCGCCGUGGACAAGCACCGAACGGCCAGGCUCCAGGCUCUUUCUCCCAUUUCCCAGAUGAUGAGGAUGAGGACUCUACGCCGAGGGGAGGACGACCAGGGCUGACCCGAAGCUUGACCCAUACUGCCAUCACAAGUUCAUCCCACCGGCCUCUAAGUCAGUCUGGGGGGGUGAUGGCGUCCACGAGUGGGAUCCGCAAGAGCCCAUCCAAAGGUCGUUCUUCUCCGACCAAAUCGAUCCGUCCCACCCCCUUGACGAGAGCUAACUCGAUUGCCUCGGGAGCUCCGACCCGCUCGCAGUCCGUCGUGCUUCGCAUUGGCCGAGAUGGUCGAGCGAAGGCUGAAAUGCAGACUGUUCCCGAAGCUCCCACAGGCUUAACGGAUCCUCUCACUGGAAUGGAUCUCGAUGGCUCGGCAACCGAGAGCGAGGCGGACCCUGCCGAGUAUUCGGAAUAUCCCGUGCUUCUUCGCCAUCAAUCUUCCUUCGCACUCUUUGACAGUGGUCGGCCUCCCUUGUCCCGUAGCAACUCGGACUCUCGACCUCCUUCCAAGGGAUCCUACGCUUCGACAGUUGGCUCGUCUCAUUCGGGGCGCAUGUCUCCCUGGGCCGGCUCUUCACGCGGUGGGACUGGACGGUCUACGCAUCGAGGGUCUCCUGAAAAUCCCAAGCGGACGCCCAAGCGACAUUCGUCCCUGCUCCACUCCGACGCGACCUAUACUCGGGGCAGUGUCACAUCCGAGUCACUGCCAGAGCAAGAAGACGACAGUGGAGACGCCCAACACGCACUGCGACAGGUGCUUAAAGAACGUCGAGGCGCCAGAGCCUCUGUCGGCGGUUAUGGAAAUCGGCUUCCUCGAUCGUCACAACCGUUUUCCCAUCUUCGCUCCUCGCCACCGCCCCUCACCAGCGAUUUCGACAUUCAUCCACGACACCCCAACACCUCUCCAACCACCCUGACCGAUCCGGAUCUUGCCACUCCUUGCACCGACCGUUAUAGCAACCCCAGCAAUGGUACGCGCUGCAUCUGCAACUCGAUGGAUAAUGGCGGCCACCUCAUGAUUCAAUGCGAUUCCUGUACCCAUUGGCUACACACCAAAUGCGUCGGGCUGGAGCGCGCGAACUUGCCGUCGGUCUAUGUGUGCAUGUUUUGUGCCCAAACCCCGACCAGGCGGAAUCGCGUGCGCUCCUCUUACGGGCCCACGGGCCAAGGGCCUCCGUCGCCCUUGGCACACAAGUCGUUUCGGUUUCGAUAG
Molecule: messenger RNA, 2262 nt
Organism: Penicillium alfredii
Lineage: Eukaryota; Fungi; Ascomycota; Eurotiomycetes; Eurotiales; Aspergillaceae
Product: PHD finger domain protein
Exons: 2
Coding region: 1-2262 (753 amino acids)
Source: RefSeq, a predicted model, not a curated record